Molecule: messenger RNA, 276 nt
Organism: Penicillium lagena
Lineage: Eukaryota; Fungi; Ascomycota; Eurotiomycetes; Eurotiales; Aspergillaceae
Exons: 2
Coding region: 1-276 (91 amino acids)
Source: RefSeq, a predicted model, not a curated record
AUGGGCCGAAGACCGCUGAGUGUCCGGAAGCAUCCCUGCGAUGCACUGCUGUGGAGCUGGGGCCGAUCUGGUUCACAGGAUACUCCGCGCUCUGCUUUGGGCGCCCUUUUCCGGUUUGCCAUCGUAGGAGUACUACUGUACCUAGUGACCGUACUCAGUGAGUCAAAUGAAGUAAGUGGUCAGUGGAGCUGGAUCCACUGGGCCCAGCGCCGCCAUUUUGCCGCCCAGCGAUGUUGCCUGGCCGAUGCACCGCCGAGGACCGGAGGGGUCAGCUGA